AUGGAUGGUAAUUCAAGUAGUGGUAAUAAGAGUUAUAAGACUAUUGGUUCUAGUUCUGCUUCAUCUAGGCCUAGUCUUUUGGAUAGUACCAUGCCUCCCAUUGGUAAUGAUAAUGUUGAAUGUGUUGGGGUUGGAUCUACAACAACUAUUGGCCCUCAAAAUCCUAGUUCAGCUCUCCCACCAAAAUCUAAAAAAGUUGAGACUACAUCAUCAGUUUCGGAACAUUUUACUAAGUUACAGGAGGGUGAUCCAAAGGAUCCUAAAUCAAAAUGUGAUGGAUUUCAAGAGUUCAUGAAGAUAGUUGAACCUAGGUUUUUAAUCCCUUCCCGUUAUUCUAUAAUGAGGGAUUGUGUUAAGCUUUUUAUGUCUGAAAAUGAAAAGUUGAGGGCAGUGUUUUUGACAAUUGGUGCUCGUGUUUGUCUUACCACUGAUUGUGAGACAAUUGGGCAAAAGAUUGAGACAUGUAUGAUUCAGUGGGGUAUUAGUAACAUUUUCACUAUCACAGUUGAUAAUGCGUCUUCGAAUGAUACCGCUUUGGAUUACUUGAAGAAGAGAACUGCUCAUAAGGUUGGUGUCAUAUUAGAGAAUCAGUUUAUGCAUGUGAGAUGUUGUGCACACAUUUUAAAUCUAAUUGUGUCUGAGGGUUUAAAAGAGAUUGAUGAUUCAAUUCUGAAGGUUAGAAGUGCUGUGAAAUAUGUGAAGUCUUCUCCUUCAAGAUUUGAGAACUUUAAGACUUGUAUAGAAAGAGAAAAAAUUACUUUCAAGGGUUUGUUAUGUCUUGAUGUUCCAACUCGAUGGAACUCAACAUUUAAAAUGUUGGAAGGUGCUGAAAAAUGUCAAAGUGCUUUUGAAUUAAUGGAAGAGCACGAUGGAAAUUAUGUUUCUUCAUUGUCUGAUGAAAAGAGUGGUAAAAAAGGUUUGGGACCUCCUAAUUAUAAUGAUUGGGCUCGUAUUAGGAUUUUUCUCAAGUUUCUCAAACUUUUUUAUGAAGUUACAAUGCGACUUUCGGGGUCUUUGUAUGUCACAUGUAAUAUGUAUUUUCAAGAAAUUUGUGGCAUUCAAAUGCAUUUACAAGCUUAUAGUGAGAGUGGGGAUUAUAUAUUGAGUUCUAUGGCGGAGAAAAUGUUGAUGAAGUACAAUAAGUAUUGGGGGGAUCUUGAUAGGGUUAAUGUGUUGAUGUUUAUUGCUGUUAUACUUGAUCCACAAACCAAGUUGGGGUCAUUGGAAUAUUAG
Molecule: messenger RNA, 1233 nt
Organism: Alnus glutinosa
Lineage: Eukaryota; Viridiplantae; Streptophyta; Magnoliopsida; Fagales; Betulaceae
Product: zinc finger BED domain-containing protein RICESLEEPER 2-like
Exons: 3
Coding region: 1-1233 (410 amino acids)
Molecular function (GO): DNA binding
Source: RefSeq, a predicted model, not a curated record